Messenger RNA from Galeopterus variegatus (Sunda flying lemur), 1519 nucleotides. It is a transcript of the gene MYF5, whose product is annotated as myogenic factor 5. The transcript is spliced from 3 exons. The record is from RefSeq and is a predicted model, not a curated record. Gene Ontology annotation, biological process: positive regulation of myoblast differentiation; regulation of transcription by RNA polymerase II; muscle organ development. NCBI's taxonomy places the organism in Eukaryota, Metazoa, Chordata, Mammalia, Dermoptera, Cynocephalidae. The coding region runs from base 130 to 897 and encodes 255 amino acids. Gene Ontology annotation, molecular function: DNA-binding transcription factor activity, RNA polymerase II-specific; RNA polymerase II cis-regulatory region sequence-specific DNA binding; protein dimerization activity.
CUUGUUAAUUACCCGAGAAACCGACCAGGAGCUCCGCCCGGGAUCUGCCCUCCCGCAGUCGCUCCUGGCUCCCGGUUCUCUCCUGUCCCUCUCGCCUUGGUCCAGGUGCACCGCAGGCCUCUCGGCAGGAUGGACAUGAUGGACGGUUGCCGGUUCUCGCCUUCUGAGUACUUCUACGAUGGCUCCUGCAUCCCGUCCCCGGAAGGUGAGUUUGGGGAUGAUUUUGAGCCGCGAGUGGCUGCUUUCGGGGCGCACAAAGCAGAGUUGCAGGGUUCAGACGAGGACGAGCACGUGCGAGCGCCUACCGGGCACCACCAGGCUGGCCACUGCCUCAUGUGGGCCUGCAAAGCGUGCAAGAGGAAGGCCACCACCAUGGACCGGCGGAAGGCAGCCACCAUGCGUGAGCGGAGACGCCUGAAGAGGGUCAACCAGGCUUUCGAGACGCUCAAGAGGUGCACCACCACCAACCCCAACCAGAGGCUGCCCAAGGUGGAGAUCCUCAGGAACGCCAUCCGCUACAUCGAGAGCCUGCAGGAGUUGCUGAGGGAGCAGGUGGAGAACUACUACAGCCUGCCCGGACAGAGUUGCUCCGAGCCCACCAGCCCCACCUCCAACUGCUCUGAUGGCAUGCCUGAAUGUAACAGUCCUGUCUGGUCCAGAAAGAGUAGCAGUUUUGACAGCGUCUACUGUCCUGAUGUAUCAAAUGUAUAUGCCACAGAUAAAAGCUCCUUGUCCAGCCUGGAUUGCUUAUCCAGCAUAGUGGAUCGGAUCACCUCUUCAGAGCAACCUGGGUUGCCUCUCCAGGACCCGGCCUCUCUCUCUCCAGUUGCCAGCACUGAUUCACAGCCUACAACUCCAGGGGCCUCUAGUUCCAGGCUUAUCUAUCAUGUGCUAUGAACUAAAUACCAAGCCUAGAUCAGUUCUUCCAGGAGGGCCCAUUACACAGGAGGAAGGAGGCCCCAAAACGUCCCAAACCAAGGCAACCUGUAUAUAGAGAUUUCAGUUGUAAAUUUGUAAAUAUUAUCUUGCCACUUUAUAAGAAAGUGUAUUUAACUAAAAAGUCACCGUUGCAAUUAAUACUUUCUCAUUUUUCUUUGUUUUUCUUUUUCUUCUUUGCUUUAGAUACAUAGUUACAACAAUAUUAUUUCUGAUAGAGAGCAAGUCUUUGAAGGUAGCUUGUUGCAAUGCUUAACUUAUAUAUAUAUAUAUAUUUUUAUAAAUAUUGUCAUCAAAAUAUUAUCUCUGUUUAGGUCUUCAUUUUUUUCCUUCAGAACACUAGGAAAGCUGAGAAUCAGUUACAGGGAACUUUAAAUAUAUUUAACUUUUGCUUUUCUCUUUAAUCCUUUGGUUAUAUUGUAUUAAAUAAAAAUAUAACAAUACUGCCUAAUGGUAUAUAUUUUGAUCUUUUCUUAUAAGAAAUGCAUCUUUUUAAUGUAAGCACAAAAUAGUACUUUGUGGAUAAUUUCAAGAUAUAAGAAAUUUUGGAAAUUCCACCAUAAAUAAAAUUGUCUACUACAAG